Messenger RNA from Neurospora hispaniola, 2019 nucleotides. RefSeq lists its product as uncharacterized. The record is from RefSeq and is a predicted model, not a curated record. Lineage: Eukaryota; Fungi; Ascomycota; Sordariomycetes; Sordariales; Sordariaceae. Bases 1 to 2019 code for a protein of 672 amino acids. The transcript has 6 exons.
AUGACGGGCAGAAGGGCGGCAGUGGCCGAUAUGGGGCUCGCGUCAAGAGGGACUUUCACGCGGCGCAUCACCAGAAGCGCGGCAGCAGCCGUGAGAGAAUCAGCCGACACUGAACCCGCUACCGUAGCUUCGACGGCGUCGGCUCCCAACAGUCACGCACAAGUUGAAAGGGUGGGUAUCAUCAUGUCCAUCGACUUGGGCAGUUCGGGUAUACGUGCCUGUCUUCGGCCGCCCAACAAGGAUGCAGAGGUUGUGUGGAUUGAGAACAACAGCAACGAGAGCAAUCCUUACACAUUCAGCGCCCAGGGCUGCGUUUUUGGCACCGUGAAUGACGAGGUCAUCUACGAUGGGUAUGAGCUCCAAACAGGUCGGGAGGAGGUCGCACUCAAGUAUGGCUUCUACAUCCUCGCGGAUGCCCCCGCAGAGUUGACGGAGGAAUACCCACUGAUAAAUGAUCUACUGGCUGAGGACGCACGAGACAGCCAAAACUUCCGCCGAAGGUUGAGAAUCGGCAUCAUCAGCAUGCUGCGGUUCAUGCGCGAAAGAGCAGAGGAGACUAUGAAUGGCAUGGGCAACACGGAGGAGUGGGUUAUCAACAAACUCACUGUGAGCAUUCCUUCACAGUGGAACCUUGACUUUGAGGCAGUCUACCGUGAACUCUUGCGUCAAGCUUUUGACUGGAGUCUGGCUUUGGCCAAAGACCAGAUCAAAUUCUACUUUGAAACCGAGGGUCUGGCCGGUAGCCUGCUACUGGAUUUGCAGGGCCAACUUGUGAAAAAUGGCAGACAUGGUCACCAACUGUGCCUUAUGCUUGACUUUGGUGGCCAUUCCAUGAAUGGGUGCUUGUAUUGGGUUACCAGCGAGAGUGGCGAAGUUUCGAAUUUCUUUGCAGCGGCAGUUCCCUUUGGGACUGGCGGUGGAGGCGAGCACUUCAUUGACAGGUUGGUCAACACUUGUGUCCGUAAGGUGGCGAAUGCGAGCAACGGUACAUCGAACGUAACCCCUGCAGGUAAAGCGCAAGCCAGAGCAUUUUUCAAGAGGUACAGGGCACACAUGGGCCCUGGUGGAAGGACAAGGACGCUGAAUCUGGUGGUCAACACUGGCCCGGAAACGUUCGUCAACUGCCAUCUCUCAGAGGAAGAUAUCCUGCAGGCCUGGGAGGAUGCCUUUGGACGCACAAUUCGAAUGGCCAAAACCAACAUCGAGGCCCUCGUCGACAGGGACGAGGUUCAGCACUUCAACACCACGGCUCUUGUUGCUUUGGCAGGCGGAAGUCUCAAGAACACCCCCCUGGCCCAGAGAAUCAUGAAUAUUGUAAAGGAAGCUGGCCUUGGAGACGCGCAGCGAGUUUUCCACAAGGGUGGUGACUCGCAGUCCGUCCGCAAUGCCGUGGGAAUGGCACAUGACGAGGUCCACCAGAUCUCCGUGGACGAGUUCUUCAACCGGGGCGCGGGUAUCGGUGUGCAAAUUCAGCCUGGAGGACAGGGCGAAUGGGAGGAUGUGGCGUACUGCAUGCUUUACUACGAUACUCAACGGCAAACAGACGUACACCCGGCGUGCGCAGUCCAGCUGUUUCCCGAAGAUCGGGUUCGGUUGAUUUGCGACCCUGCCUUUGGAAAGAACCGCACUCUCAACAAUAAUAGCCCCAGUGAAGACGACGAUCUUGACAUGGACGAGUCCGACGAUUCCGAUGAAUCCAAUGUGGAGAUGUCCUGGAAGCGGACAUAUGACUUCUUGGACGCCUUGCCGCACUCCAGUCAUAAAAGUCGUUGCGAGUGGUCUCUUCGUCGUCAAAGAGACGGUGAGAAGGUGGUUCUUAACCUAAGUAUCACCAUGACUCCCAUACUGAGAAGCAAAGCGGCCACAAAACGCCUCACCAAGGAGUGGAACUUCGUUCUCCCGCUGUACUUCGACCCUGGAACCCGAUGCGUAAUGCCGGGUCAGAAAAGCACACCUCUAGAAGAAGCAAUCCCGGCCCUCUUCCUGGACAGGGAUGGAGAUUCCCACAUGUCGGGCUAG